Messenger RNA from Thrips palmi, 1308 nucleotides. Its product is annotated as enoyl-CoA delta isomerase 2, mitochondrial-like. Lineage: Eukaryota; Metazoa; Arthropoda; Insecta; Thysanoptera; Thripidae. The transcript has 7 exons. The coding region runs from base 370 to 1158 and encodes 262 amino acids. The record is from RefSeq and is a predicted model, not a curated record.
AUUACUCGUACCAGUUAUCUUUCGUACUUUGAAGUCAGCUUUGUUCGUGGCUGACGUUUGUUCUGUUCACGCCGAGACUCCUUUAAUGGCGUAACUUAAUUUAUUUUCUUUCAGUCCAAUUUUGAGGUGUGAAUUGUGAAGGACACCCCGGCGAAGAGUCCCUCACACUUCACAGUUUUUUGCUUGUUUUCCUCCCGUUAUUUUUUUACUGGAGUGAUCUGGAGAGUGAUUGGGCAUUCUUCCCCCAAGAUAAGCCAGUCAAAGGUAGGUGUCGUGCAUACGUGGACGCUCCAAGUCAAGAAAACUUAAUAUUUGGUAUCUCUGUUAUUUUUCUACUUUUUUUGUCAUACAAUCAACAGAUCCAUCAGCAUGAGCCAAAAAACCUAUCAAACUUUGGCUGUGACAGUUCAGGAUGGUGUGCAAGUGAUACGACUAAAUCGUCCUGAAAAACGAAAUGCUAUUAACCAAGAUAUGUACAGGGAAAUCCCAGAAGCCUUGCUGGACGGUGCAUUGAAUAAUGAUGUUGUGGUAACGGUAAUCACUGGCUCAGGAAGUUAUUACUGCAGUGGUAACGAUUUGAGUGGUUACCUAAGUUGGUCUGGCUCAGAUUUGGAAAAAACUCUUGAACAGGCAGCUGCCAUUUUACGGACAUUUGUUCAGUCAUUCAUCGAUUUUCCCAAAAUUUUGGUUGGCGUAGUUAAUGGGCCAGCUGUGGGGUUGGCCACAACUACUCUUGCUUUGUUUGAUGUUGUCUACUGUGCAAAUAAUGCUACAUUUUCUACACCAUUUACUGCAUUGGGAUUGACUCCAGAAGGAUGCUCCUCUUAUACAUUUCCAAAGCUGCUUGGACCUCUUAGGGCAGCACAGCUUUUGAGUUUUGGCAAAGUUCUUUCUUCAGCUGAAGCAUUGAAUUGGGGCUUUGUUUCUGAAGUUUAUGCUCCCACAGAUGAGAAUGAAAUUUGGAAACGGAUACAUGCUCUUGCUCAAUUACCAUCUAAGUCUCUGAUUUAUGGAAAGCGACUUCUUCGGUCCCAGGAUCGUGCUGCUCUUUAUGAAGCUAAUCGCAAAGAAUGUGAACAGUUAGUAGAGCGAUGGCAGUCAGAGGAUUGUAUGAAUGCUGUUUCUAAUUUUUUCAGCGCCAAACGUAGUAAACUGUAAUUCAAGUUAAAUGUAAGAAUAUGGACAAAAUUUUUCUGUAAGUGAAAUUGUAUGCAUCACCUGAACACACAUUACAUCACGACGAAAGUAAACUUUAUUCACAUAUGUGAUACAAUUGUCUAGAAAAUAAAUGUCAUAUCAUUGAAGAAA